Messenger RNA from Triplophysa rosa, 829 nucleotides. RefSeq names its product protein FAM237A-like. The record is from RefSeq and is a predicted model, not a curated record. Lineage: Eukaryota; Metazoa; Chordata; Actinopteri; Cypriniformes; Nemacheilidae. The transcript is spliced from 3 exons. Bases 59 to 559 code for a protein of 166 amino acids.
CUUCAAACUUCCUAAAUUCAGUUUUCAUGAAGGAACAGAAAAUUGCGUCGUCUUCGAGAUGGAGUCUGUCUGGCUGAGCGCGCGUCUGAUAAAGGCAGUGCUGAUGAUGUGCAUAUGCGCGCUGCCGUUAUGGGGUGAGCAGGGCAGCGGGCGCGUUGACCCGUUGACCCUGAGCCGCGUGGACGCGCAGUGCUGGGAUUCUUCAUCGGCUCUGCUGCUGGAGAUGCGCUCACCGCGGAUUACCGACACCGUGCCCGCCUUCUGGGAUCUGAUGAUCGUUCUCAAGUCGUCUGAUAACCGUAAACACAGCGCGCUGUUCUGGGACCUGGCGCAGGUGUUCUGGGACAUCUAUGUGGAGUGCGUUCUGUCCCGGAACCACGGGCUGGGUCGGCGCCGUACAACAUAUCCACAACAGCGCAUCACAGCCACGCGCCACACGAAAGACGAGUCGUUUGUGCAGGAGACCCGGGGUCUUGAGUUUAGUCGUGGCUGGUUGCGCAUACAGGUGGAAGCGCGCAAAACGCAGCAGGGCAGCCUCUCCAAAACCAGCAGCCUUUAACCAUCGUGCAAAGAUCUUUCUAUGUGUAAUAAAAUGAAUUAUGACAGCAUGUGCUGACCAGUUGAGUCAUUGUGCAUUCUGACAAAUUGCUUUACUCAUUUCUUGAGAAAAUUAUGAAUCAGAACGUAAAUCUUUUUGAUAGUCCGUUUCAUGUACUUACGCACCCGCCAAUAUUCUCACUUUAUGGUGUUCGUGUCUUUAACACUUGAAUUACAUUCCAACUAGUAAAAAUCACAUUAUUUAAUUGCAGAGAUCUCUAACGGAUGUUUU